Bombus huntii is the source of this 675-nucleotide messenger RNA. Its product is annotated as mitochondrial import inner membrane translocase subunit Tim10B-like. The transcript is spliced from 3 exons. The coding region runs from base 306 to 623 and encodes 105 amino acids. The record is from RefSeq and is a predicted model, not a curated record. Gene Ontology annotation, cellular component: mitochondrial intermembrane space chaperone complex. NCBI's taxonomy places the organism in Eukaryota, Metazoa, Arthropoda, Insecta, Hymenoptera, Apidae.
UAAUCAUGUUUCAAUAACGUAACAUAUAAACGCAAGAUGAGAUUAGUCAUUAAUGAUUGUGACUUUGCAAAGUUAUUGCAAUAUUGUUAUUUCAUUAAUUAACAAUUUUUAAUUAAAAUUAUUUUAUUCGAGCUUUUGUUUACCAAAAUCGAUCAAAACAUAUCAACGAUCGAUAUUGAAGUUAUCGAUACUAAUUCGAAGUACAUUUAAGUGACAUAACCUGUAUAAAAGUAAAACCGGCGAAUACUGUGACAUUGUAAACUUAUUAUUUAAGUUGGGAAUUAAAAUAAGUAAUUCAAAUAUGGAUGCUUCGAUUAUCAGAAAUGUACUUAAUUAUUAAUAAUUCAUGCCUAAUGAAAGAUUUCCAUAGUUUGUUUAAUCAAAUAUCUGAAACAUGUUUCAAGACAUGCAUGAGUACAUUUAUGUCAAGGGAUAUAUCUACAGAAGAGAUUCAAUGCAUAGAGAACUGUUCAGGCAAACAUAUCCACGCGAAUCAUAAAGUAAUGCAAAUAUUUAUGGAAGUGCAAUCUGCUAUCACUCGUAAAAACAUGGAGGAAUUUGAAAAGACUCAGGCUGCUUUAGAUGCAGCACGAAAAGAGCAGAAUUCUGAAAGCAAUGAAUAGUCAAUUUUGUAAAUUAAUUAGGUCCUCUAUUAAAUAUACUUUUUAAACCUAA